Messenger RNA from Oryza brachyantha (malo sina), 1140 nucleotides. RefSeq names its product serine/arginine-rich SC35-like splicing factor SCL30A. Gene Ontology annotation, cellular component: cytoplasm; nuclear speck. The record is from RefSeq and is a predicted model, not a curated record. Gene Ontology annotation, biological process: mRNA splicing, via spliceosome. Gene Ontology annotation, molecular function: RNA binding. NCBI's taxonomy places the organism in Eukaryota, Viridiplantae, Streptophyta, Magnoliopsida, Poales, Poaceae.
GGAGGCGAUUCCUCGCCCCCCUUCCCCUCCUCCUUCUCCUUCGUUGGUGGAAGAUUUCAUUUCUAGGUUUUCGCGAGCGGGCGGUUUGGUGGGAGAAUCACCAUGGGAAGAGGCUAUGAUUACAGUCCAUCACCGCCAAGAGAAUACAGGAGAAGAGGCCGCAGCCCAAGUCCUCGUGGGCGCUAUGGAGGACGUGGCAGGGAUCUCCCAACUAGUCUUUUGGUGAGGAAUCUUCGUCGUGAUUGUAGGCCUGACGAUCUCCGGAGGCCAUUUGGAAAAUUUGGUCGUCUUAAAGAAUAUCUUCCCAGGGAUUAUUACAGUGGGGAGCCUCGAGGAUUUGGGUUCAUCCAAUAUUAUGAUCCUGAGGAUGCUGCUGAUGCAAAGUACCACAUGGAUGGGCAAAUUCUUCUUGGCAGGGAAGUUACUGUUGUCUUUGCUGAGGAGAACAGAAAGAAACCAUCUGAGAUGAGGCAUAGGGAAAGAGUCAGUAACAGGGGGCGUUCUUAUGAUCGAAGGUCGCGCUCUCCUAGAUACUCCCGCUCAAGGUCACCUGGGUACUCUCCGAGAUCACGGUCCCGUAGCUACUCACCUGCACCUAAAGGAAAGCACUAUUCAAGGUCUCCUGCCCAUCGAGAACGAUCUCUGUCGCGCUCACCAGUGGACAGCAGAUCACGAAGCAGAAGCCCCUCUGACGACCGCCAUAGCAAGUCACCUGACAGGGAGAGGUCUCUGUCUGUUAGCAAGUGAGGUAGCUUAGGACCCAGUAACGCCUACUGGGGGGACUAGAUGAUGAUGGUUUGCUUCUUGUUACUACGUUGAACCAUGUUUCGGAAUCUUUGGGUCAUCCUGAUCUUCUAGGAAUAUUAAUGUGCGUUCAGCUAGAGUUCCUUUUCGUUGGUGAAUACUGAAGAUAACAUUGAAGUAUCAAACACUUCCCAUGUCGUUUCCCCUGCCCAUUUGAAGUGGUUGGUAAAUUCCUUGUGCGGCUAUGUAACGCCACUAAUGAUUUCCCCGUCGUCGCGACUCGUCUGCUGCCUUGCCAUAUGUUAAUGUAAGAGAAUAGCCUGAAGUACUAGUCUCCCAAGUUGUGCUCUUUAUACUGAUGAUCUUAUUUUGUUGACCCCCUCAUUCUGCUCGUCA